CUAGCUUAUAGGCAGAGAGAGGGAAAAGACUGCAGAGAAUAGCACAAAGUAGAGGGAAGCAAGAGCACUGAAACACUGUUAGAAAAUAUUUCACAAUCCAGGAUUGGACAAGAAAGUCAUGAUGAAGCUGUUCUGCCUGUUGCUGCUGCUAGCUACGUCGGCUACUGUUGUCCCUCUGGAAUCCUCAGGUAGAGAAGAGUACCCCACCGUGCCCUCGCAGGCCUCUACCACAGCACCAAGCCCAACCGAGGGAAAGUCUCGCUUCGCCAUGCUGGAUGAUGUUCGUCUACUUGCAAACGGUCUCCUUCAGCUAGGCCAGAGUUUAAGGGAGUUUGUCCAUAAGACCAAAGCCCAAAUCAAUGACAUCUUCCAGAAGCUGAAUAUUUUUGACCGUUCUUUUUACCAGCUCUCAGUAGUCACAUCAGAGAUCAAAGAGGAAGAGGAGGAGCUGAAGAAAACCACCAAUUUCUUGAAGGCCAACAAUGAGGAGAUCAAGAACCUGUCGCUAGAAAUCAACUCCAAGAUCAACAACAUCCUGCAGGAGCGUACACAGCUGCAGAGCAAAGUGGGGAGCCUCGAGGAGAGGCUGAAGGGACUGUCGGAGACCAUGGUCCCUGUUGACCAGCUCACUGAAAUCACAACGCUAAAGGAAGUGAUUGAAGCGCAAGAGAAAACAAUUACCAAUCUGCUGAAUGCUGUGAGGGAGCAGCAUGAUCAGCUCGACAACCAGAAAAUGAAGAUAAAAAAUCUGGAGGAAAAGAUAAGCAUUGACAGUUUUCAAGAUACAGUCGAUAAGCCAAUGGAUUCAAACUCUGCAGCUUCUGAUAUGUUCGAAUAUCUGACAGGAAACUCAACUGGCCUGGAAACAAAUGAGCUCGCCAAGGACUGUAGUGACUUGUUUAACAAAGGAGAGACAAACAGUGGAAUCUAUGUUAUCAAGCCAAACCAAUCGGAGCCAUUCAACGUUUACUGUGAAAUGGAUUCAGAUGGGGGUUCAACUGUCAUCCAACGCAGGGUCGAUGGUUCGGUGGAUUUUGACCAGACAUGGGACAAGUAUGAUAAAGGCUUUGGAAAUCUGGAGAAGGACUUCUGGUUGGGCUUAAAGAAGAUCCACAGCUUUACACAGCAGGGAGUUUACAUCCUGCGUAUUGACUUGGAGGACUGGAAAGAGGAUAAGCACUGGGCUGAGUACCGCUUCUCACUAGAUGGUCCCUCCAAGGACUACACACUUCAUGUCAGUCACUUCUCUGGUGACCUGCCUGAUGCCAUGGCCAACAGCACCAGUAUGAGAUUCUCUACAAAAGACAGAAAUAAUGACAACCAAAGAAACUCCAACUGCGCUCGCAAUUACACAGGUGGCUGGUGGUUCAAUGGCUGUGGAGAGACAAACCUUAAUGCAAGGUAUUUGUGGUUGAGGGCAAAAGGACGCUCCAUGAGAAGGAGGGGCAUUCAUUGGAAGCCCGGCACAGGACCCUCAUAUUCCCUCAAGAUGACCAAGAUCACCAUACGACCAGCUGAAGGCCUUAACUGAACCCCACAAGUCAUACCUUCUCUUACAACACUACUGGCAUUUUUCACAAACACUGAUUCUAACACUCAGCCAACACAUUCCAUAGAUGGGGAAACACAGACAUUUUAUAUGUCUACAACACCAAAUUAUUAGUUUAUCUGCAACAUUAGGCUGACUGCUUCCUCACAUUGUUUUGUCUGAGGUUGGUGCUGGCUCACAGAUAACGAGCCAAAAAUGGCAGAAUAUGCUGAACAGUCAUAAUGAUGCAACCAUGCCACGCAGGUCAUUAGCCUAUUGGGUCAGAUCCAGCCGGGACAGUAGAACUGUCAUUAUGCAACAUUUGCAAUCACUUGCAAAAUGGACAUAUUGAUCCAUCCGUAACCUGAUUCAGUGGCUGCAUAAUGUCAAAGUACUACAGCAGAAAGAUAGAAAACUAUGAGGGAUAUAAUAUAGCAGUUCUAAAACUGAGAUUGCUUGGCUAUCUUUUUAGUGAAUUUAAAUGUAUUUGACAGCUUCUAUGUUAGCUAUUUAUCUUUGUGGUGUAAAACUGUUGCAUGUUUCAAGAAGCUUCAGGCACAAAUACCAACCAAGGUUAUUACAUAAAGCAUGCAAAUUAUAUAAGUCAGGGUUCAACAAAAUCUCAAAGUGUUCAUACUGGUGAAGUGUUGUGAAUGAAGGUCUUGUAAUUUUUGUCCUGUAUUUUACACUGCUUCAAUCCCAGUUUCAUGGGGAAAAAUCUACAAAGUGGGGGCAAUGUCAGCUGUACAAAUACAGACCAAAAUAUUGGAGAUUUAAAGCUUUGGCAGCACACUGAUGAAGUUUUUCCCUUUGAUUGUUCAAUUUUUUUUUUUACUCUGUAAAGUAUUUAAACUACGUUCAUGCUAUUAUCUGAUUUAUGCUGGUAUUGUUAGAAAAACAUAAUUUCUGUGUAUUUCCUGUUAUUGAGUCAUAUUGACUCUUGUCCAUUAAUAGAACAUAACUAACUGUACUGUAAAUGUGCCUCAUACUAACAUGUCAUCCUGACAAGUAGCUACAUGCUCUAACAAAUCAUAUUUAUGAAAACAAAAUAAAAAUCAUGACGAAAUGA
This is a messenger RNA of Morone saxatilis (striped sea-bass), 2597 nucleotides long. RefSeq names its product angiopoietin-like 3 (gene angptl3). The transcript has 7 exons. Bases 119 to 1531 code for a protein of 470 amino acids. Gene Ontology annotation, biological process: triglyceride homeostasis; cholesterol homeostasis; phospholipid homeostasis. NCBI's taxonomy places the organism in Eukaryota, Metazoa, Chordata, Actinopteri, Moronidae. The record is from RefSeq and is a predicted model, not a curated record.